Poecilia latipinna (sailfin molly) is the source of this 1782-nucleotide messenger RNA. RefSeq names its product arrestin domain containing 3a (gene arrdc3a). Gene Ontology annotation, cellular component: cytoplasm. The coding region runs from base 205 to 1443 and encodes 412 amino acids. Gene Ontology annotation, biological process: protein transport. The record is from RefSeq and is a predicted model, not a curated record. NCBI's taxonomy places the organism in Eukaryota, Metazoa, Chordata, Actinopteri, Cyprinodontiformes, Poeciliidae. The transcript has 9 exons.
AGUGAGCUGAGCUUCGGGGGUUUCCUUGUCUGUGACUGGAGACCAUCAAGCAGGAUAGGCAGAUGAUAACAGCAUCCACUGCUGUUAAUCAGCCCUCACAUAGCUCAAUGAACUGCUCAAAAAGAAGCCACUGAUCGUGCCUGCUGCUUUUUGCAGGGCAGAGAUACUGACUUCUGCUUCAGAGCUCAAGGUCUCUUCUCCGCCAUGGUGCUAGGAAAGGUGAAGAGCUUCAUUGUAAGCUACGACUGUUUCAAUGACAGCAACGUCCCCGUGUUCUCCAGCGGGGACUGCGUCUCAGGGAGGGUGAUCAUCGAAGUCACCGGAGAAAUCCGCGUCAAGUCUCUCAAAAUCCACGCAAAGGGUUUCGCAAAAGUUCGCUGGACCGAGUCGAGAAAUGCUGGGUCCAACACUGCCUACACCCAGAACUACACGGAAGAAGUGGAGUACCUGAAUCACAAAGACAUCUUAAUUGGGCAUGAGAGAGACGAUGACAACUCAGAGGAAGGACUCACUACCAUCCAUGCAGGAAGGCAUGAGUACGCAUUCAGCCUCGAGCUUCCACAGACACCUCUGGCUACCUCUUUCGAAGGAAAGCAUGGCAGUGUGCGCUACUGGGUAAAGGCAGAGCUGCACAGGCCAUGGCUGCUGCCAUUGAAGACCAAGAAGGAAUUUACAGUCUUUGAGCACAUUGACAUCAACACUCCAUUAUUGCUGUCACCACAGGCUGGCACUGCAGACAAGACGCUUUGCUGUUGGUUCUGCACCUCAGGUCCUAUUUCCCUAAGUGCCAAAAUUGAAAGGAAGGGAUACACCCCAGGAGAGUCGAUUCAAAUCUUCGCCGAGAUCGAGAACUGCUCGUCCCGCAUGGUGGUGCCAAAGGCGGCCAUCUACCAGACCCAGACCUUCUAUGCCAAAGGGAAGAUGAAGGAGGUCAAGCAACUGGUCGCCAACCUGCGGGGAGAGUCUCUGUCGUCUGGCAAAACGGAGACCUGGAACGGCAAGAUGCUGAAGAUUCCUCCUGUUUCGCCCUCCAUCCUGGACUGCAGCAUCAUCCGAGUGGAGUACUCUCUCAUGGUCUACGUGGACAUCCCGGGGGCAAUAAACCUGUCCCUGAACUUACCCCUGGUCAUCGGAACCAUUCCACUCCAUCCGUUUGGCUCCCGCACCUCCAGCGUCAGCAGUCAGUGCAGCAUGACCUGGCUGAGCAUGGGUCUACCAGAGAGGCCUGAAGCUCCUCCAAGCUACGCAGAAAUUGUGACAGAAGAGCAGAGGCAAGGCCGCCUGGAUGCCCCAGUGGUCCGAGAGGAACUGGAGGGUCCUCUCCUGGCCUAUAUUCACGAGUUCCGCUUUCAGCCCCCUCCUCUGUACUCUGAGAUUGAUCCUAACCCAGAUCACUCCGGCUGUGCAGAGGAGCGCAGGCUCGAUGCCUGUCCAUCACGCUGAGCGUUUCCUUAAACUUACCCCAAGUGAGUCGGGGUACCUAAAGGAACCGCCUUGAAAGGCCGAACUUGAACAUUUUCUCGGAUGACGACAUUGACACAAUGCUGUUGAUAUCUGGAGAAAACCGUGAGAUCUGACCUACAAAAGACUUGCCCAACGUCGAGCCGGACGAGGCGACGCAUUCUCCGCCUUUUCCUCAGAAAGAGAAAAAGACUUCUCCGCUAUGGGGUUUCACCAUCUUCCUGAGGAAUAUUCAGCCUGCGUGGAGGCUGGCAGUGGAGCCCUGGUGAGGAAGUUGGAGGAGGAGGAGUCACCAAGGCUCAGCCUGCCAAGCUCCUCUUC